AUGACUAGUGAGGCGGAUUCAAAUCCUUUCCGUCCUGAUGGCGAGCUCUCAAAGGAGGCGGAAUUACUGUUAAAGAACUCGACAAUCCAAAGAGACAAGGUGAUCAUAAACGACCCAGCUAUACGUCCGGUCAAUGGAUUAUCAACCUCCCCCGACGGUUCUGUCUCCCCAGCGGGUGACAUUUGUGGCACCGCUGAAAAUCACAUUUCUCCUACCAAAACCAGUGCAGUCUGCGCAUCCGGCAGCAGCAACACUCAGAUACGAACUGGUGAAGUUAAGUCUGGCCAAAUCUCCGCUGCUGAUGUAGAAGAGACCGUUGAACCCCUGCAUCAGGUGGAACAUGUAAAAAUAAAGUCCGGUCGUGCCAAUUGCUGCUCCAUUCUCUAG
Molecule: messenger RNA, 387 nt
Organism: Dibothriocephalus latus
Lineage: Eukaryota; Metazoa; Platyhelminthes; Cestoda; Diphyllobothriidea; Diphyllobothriidae
Source: the annotation of a GenBank genome assembly